CGGGGCUGAGCCGAGCGGAGCCGAGCGGGGCCCGAGCCGAGCGGCACCAUGCUGGGCAUGAUCAAGAACUCCCUGCUGAGCUCGGUGGAGGCAUGGCCCUACCGGGUGCUGAGCAAGGGGGAGAAGGAGCAGCUCAGCUACGAGGAGAGGGAGUGCGAGGGCGGCAGGUUUGCGGCGGUGGAGGUGGUGGGGAAGCCGUUCGAUGAAGCCUCAAAGGAAGGGGCGGUCAAGCUCCUCAAGUACGUCGGAGGAAGCAAUGACAAGGGGGCUGGAAUGGGCAUGACUGCUCCUGUCUCCAUCACUGCUUUUCCUGCUGAAGAUGGCUCCUUACAGCAGAAAGUGAAGGUCUCUCUGCGGAUCCCGAGCCAAUUCCAGGACAACCCUCCUUGUCCUAGUGAUGAAAGCAUUAAGAUUGAAGAGAGAAAAGGGAUGACCAUUUAUUCCACGCAGUUUGGUGGCUAUGCCAAAGAGGUCGAUUACGUGAGCUGUGCUGCCAAGCUGAGGUCCGCCCUGGGGAGCGAAGCUGCGUACCACAAGGAUUUCUACCUGUGCAACGGCUACGAUCCCCCCAUGAAGCCUUACGGGCGACGCAACGAGGUCUGGUUUGUGAAGGAGUGAGCGAGCAUCUGGCUUCCUGCGCUGCUGGCCUGCACUGAUAACUCCCCCACCCUAUGUUCUUGUCCUCUUCAAAAUAAAUAAUCAUUUGGCAGAGGACGAAUCAUUCCGUUCCUCCACAACUGUGCUUCGGUCUUCUGUGGAGCAGCGUUUUCAGGAGAGCACUGCAGGCCCUCCUAACAGUCCAGCUUCCUUUGUUUCAGACUAGUUCCUCAAUCACAUAGACUCUGGUGAUGUCUCUGUGCCUUGCUUUUAUCUCCCUCACGCUCCCAGGGUUCAAUGCUGAGACAGCCAAAGUGCUUAAUUAACAAGACUGGUGCCUGACAGGAGUCGCAUCCAAGUGCUGGCAGACCAUGAGUCUCACCUGAGGCAGGCAAGGGACCAUGACAAAAGUGCAUACAGGGGCUUUUUGAACUUCUUGAGCUUGCUGCAGCUGUGAAGUGUUGCUUUGAUCUGUGCCUUUCCAAAUGCAAUAUAAAGGGACCAUGAGCAUUGCUACCAACACAGCACAGUGAAAAUAAGCAUCCUUUACAUUGACUCACAGUGUGCAGGAGAGCAAUGCUUCUGCCAUCUGGCUGAGAAAUGUCAUCUAGAGGAAAAUCCAGGUCUGUGUUUGCAGCUGUGCUUCUGUGUGAGGUGAGGCAUUUUGGAGUGUGUUAUGUCCUGAUCUCAGCUAAGCAGUUGGACCUCAAGAUAACUUCCUUCCUGUUACUUGUGUGUAGCUUUUCUUUAAAGCUAGCUUGCACAAGAGCCAGAGCUGAAAUGUGUGUGAUGAUCUAAUUGAAUUAGAAAAAUACAGGCUGUGAAAACAGCAGGUGUCAAUUCCUUUUGAACAGAAGGUGUAUUUGAAGAAUGGUGAGCAUCUAAUGAGGCUACUGUGGGUGCAGGUGUUCCAAAAACACACUGCCAUAAAUGGUGUUAUUUUCUGGAAGGCUACUCAGAGCAGCUACCUUCUUGGAAGGAGGAGGAAACAAGGAUUUCUGUCAAAUAAUGAGUAGCCUUUCAGAAACUUCCAAUACAAGAGUAAGUAAGGGUGGAUCUUGUCAGUAAGACUGGCAAUGUUUAUCUGGUAGGCAUCAAACCAGUGUUUUAGCUGUCAGCUCUGCCAGGGAGGCAGCAGGAUGCCCACAGUAGGAGCAUACACACAAACCAUUCCAGGGUGCCUGUACAAUUUGUUACCUCCACUAAAAGAGGUGUGCUGUUUUGAUGCUUAAGUGCCCUGAAGUUCAGGCCCUGUCUAAAGCCAUUUUCUCCCUGGAGCUGUCAGAUGGCAUCCCAGGUUCUGGCCAGUUUGACAUGUGCUUGCUUUCUGGGAACAAAUCAGCAGUUAAAGAAAAAAGAAAACCACCUGAGGCUCUGAUGUGCUUUCCUUUUUAGUCUUGCUGAGCCAUACCAGAGCUUUGUUGUGGACCUCAUGAAAGAGUUUGGGUCACCUCUGUGCAGGUGCAGCUAGUCAGGAUGGGUAAAAACCCCCAGGUACUUAAUUAGAAUAGAACAAACAACCAAAACCAGGGAAAAGCUAUUAGCUACAGUUAGUGAUUGCACCACAGGGGAGGAGGAAUCAAAACAGAAAAUCAAGGCAGACAAAGGUUUUUGAAGGAAUUUUUGAAGGAUAAAAAACCCACCCUUCUAAGGCUGUCCCUGAAUCCAAAGGGGACCUGUUCAUGCCAGAGAUGAUUUUAGCUGUGUGGGUGAGGAAUGGAGGGGCACAGUGCUGCCUGGUUUAUACAUUCCCAGGGUCAUUUUUGAACCUGGGUGUAGAUUACAGAUGUAGUCCUUUCUAGCUGUUGGUGGUGGGCAUCCUGCAAUGGUCAAAAUCCUGAAAUGUCUCUGAAUUAGAAUAGAAUAAACCAGGUUGGAAGAGACCUUCAAGAUC
Dryobates pubescens (Downy woodpecker) is the source of this 2491-nucleotide messenger RNA. RefSeq names its product heme binding protein 1 (gene HEBP1). The record is from RefSeq and is a predicted model, not a curated record. Bases 49 to 618 code for a protein of 189 amino acids. NCBI's taxonomy places the organism in Eukaryota, Metazoa, Chordata, Aves, Piciformes, Picidae. The transcript is spliced from 4 exons.